CAUCACUGUUCUGCAUUACUCUGACUCAGUACCAUGACGAUCUGCAGCUAACUUCGACGCCUUUUCGACUCAGUAUGAACCCAGCUGUGUCUGUCUCUAUUUUUUGCUGACUCAAAUAUCAAGGCUCAUUUCCAUACCUUCGAUUGAAUGAUGUCUAUACUCCUCGAAAGUCUUGUAUUGGUUCUGUUCCGAGCUGCACUUUUCCUCUCUUGUCGCAGCUUCGUGCUGAAUAGACUAUAUUCCGACUUGCAGAACAUCUCCACGCCUUCAGAUGAACAUGACGAUGUAGAACUCGACGUUCUUCCUACACAUGCCAAAUCCAACAGCGGUCGCGCAACUGAUACAGGCUAUUCACAGUCUACUACAAUGCACUCGAAGAUAUCGCGGACCGUAUUUGCUGGCUGUUUUUCGGAAAGCUGCAUCCUUUUCGUGUUGCUCAUGUGUCAGGGACUUGGCUUAUUCGAUCCAACGACUCGUCUUCUUCACUGGAAAUUCUCACUAUUCAUUUUGCUUUCAACCAUUCUCGUCCUUGGUCCGCUACUUCUCAGUAUUUUUAUAGCCACCGAUUCCCAUAAAACCAGUCGCAGACUUCCAUACAUUCGUAUCUUCAUUUCCCUCAUUCCAGUCACCCUGAGCCUAUUUGCAAUCUCGCGUAUACCCCUACCCCACGCCCUCCGCAAUGAUUCCAAAAUCGACCUUAUUACAUCCUCGUUAGCCCGGCUGCUUGUCGUAGGAACCAUCAUUUUGGGCCUACUCUCUGGCUUUGGAGCUGUCAGUAGUUCAUGGACAUUCUUUCCCUCAUGUAUCUCUUCCUCUUCUACCCACGGUAGUGGCGUACCCAGUGAACGAGACAUCGAACAGACUGAACGUGCACUAGAACGAGUCAAGGAUGAUUUAACGACGCGUAAACACCAGCUUGAAGCAAAGCGCAAUGCGACUUCCUCCUCGAAUGGUGGUGCGCCUACCAGUGCUGGUGCAUCAUGGUAUUCCAGAAUCGUCCCGAAUUUACGUGGCAAUGACGAUGAAGCUGAGGUGGCGGGGCUACAGAUGCUCUAUGAACAAAUGGAUCACAAUCUGAGUGACCUGAAGAGAAGGAAGCAAGACGAAUUGUUCCAGAGGACAAUAUGGGGCCGCAUGUACGGGGUCGUCAGGUUGUGUAUGGCGAUAUAUUGGAUAGCGAGGAUCAUAUGGACGAUCGUCAAGGUCCUCAUUUAUCAGAAUUUUUUCGCUUCAUCCUUAUCACCAUCCACAAAUUAUCCGGAUCUCAUAAGCAAACUUCUCGCGGACCUUCUCUCCUUUAUCCAUCGGCGCCAUUUCGGGGGUCACAAUCACGACCUCUUGUCGGGGUCUGACAAUGGUCAAACACCCGCCGACUUGGGGGAGACACAAGAAAAGAUCAAAGUCAUAGCACGACAGAUCAGUCUACUCUUCGUAGGCCUAGUCGUCAUUAUAUCCAUCCGAAUGGUAUUGCGCGGAGUAUCCAGAAUUCUCUCUCGAAUGACCAAGCUCAAACUUAGGCGCAACUUGGGCGCUAGUGUGAUGUUGGUGCUCUUGGCGCAACUAAUGGGUAUAUACCUCCUCUCGACUAUUGUUCAGCUGCGAGCUUCCUUUCCGCCUCCAGCGGUAUCAUCAUCUUCGAUUCCAGAAUUAGCGUUUGAGUCCGAUAUAGCCACAGAGCAAUCGACUAAUCUAUUCACCACCAUUCCUCCGUUCGAGGUAUUUGGCUCCCUCUUUGAUGGGGCAUUCCUUUUGGCUGCGACACUGAGCAUUCUAGUCAGAUGGAUGGGAAACAAGAUUGGUGCGGAGUGGGAUCCAUAAAAUAGCAAUUCGUUUAUUAUGUUUGUAUGAGUAUAGUAGCCAGAAUGAGCUGGUUGCAAGCAUUACUUUCUCAUGGGAUCCGAUGCGAUUCUUGACCUGAGCACAACAGUAUUGUGGGACCGGGAUCACCCAGGUUUACGCCAAACUGGCUUAUUCGACGACGUCUUCGAUACAAUCU
Lentinula edodes (shiitake mushroom) is the source of this 1996-nucleotide messenger RNA. RefSeq names its product Abscisic acid G-protein coupled receptor-domain-containing protein. Gene Ontology annotation, cellular component: membrane. NCBI's taxonomy places the organism in Eukaryota, Fungi, Basidiomycota, Agaricomycetes, Agaricales, Omphalotaceae. The coding region runs from base 148 to 1818 and encodes 556 amino acids. The transcript has 4 exons. The record is from RefSeq and is a predicted model, not a curated record.